UUUGAGAGUAAUAAAUCUUCUAGUGUAAGGGAGAAAAUAAAUUACGGAGUACUACAAAUGUCAGCCGACCACAGGCCACAGCUAACAGCUUGCCCUUUUCUACAGCUAUGGCGGCGGGACCCCAGGAAAGGGGGGAGGCGACGGUACAUGUCGAAAUCCACGAGAACUGUGAAGAUUGUGAUGUGAAAUUCUCCAACACUCUGAAAUCAUUCCGAGGAAUAAGGAAAGUAACAGUCUUGAGCAAAUACAACUACAUUGUAACUGCUUCCAAUGACUUUGAUCUGAAUUUGCUUGGGGCACAUCUGUUCAAGAAUACUGGUAGAUCUGUAAAAUUAGUACCCACUGCCACUACCUGUCCUAGAAAUGAUGGCUUAUCUCACUAUAUUGUCAAGGGGCAUGCCAAUUUUUGCCAAUCAUUUGCCAAUACUAUGAAAAAGAGCACAGAGGGGGGAAGGGGGCAAAUUGUUUUUGCAUAGCUUUGGUUCUGUGGUGAGAAUUAGAGUUCAGUGCGACAACAAUGAUACGUGGAAGGAGUGCGCUGGUGUCGUGGUUUGUAAAAGUGAUGCUUGUUCGAUACUCUUGACGUGCUCCUAUGCCUUUGACACACUCCUUGUGCCAUCUACUAAGAUUGAAGUUACUAACUGCUCAUUUAAAACGUUUUCAGCCCACUUAGUCUACAAGAACGAACAUAUAAAUUUGGGUAUUUUGCGCAUUGAGGAAGACUUGGGUGAUGAAGUGGUUGCCUCUGAUCUUUAUGACAAACCUGUUGCCUUUGGGGAUGUGGUCUACAGUAUCACUGCCCCAAAUAUCGAUUUGGCACCCCUUGUGUUUGCUUUGGCCAAAGGAUUAGUGCACCAUCCAUCUGCACCAAGUGAACUCAUAACCUCAAAGUAUAAGGGCACAGGGAUUCUGUUUUCGGGCAAAGGGUGGGAUAAUGGUGCCUGUGGUGGGCCCCUCUUUGAUCGGGAAGGAAGACUCGUAGGCAUUUAUUGUGGGAUGUAUGAUACAGAUGACUAUGUGACAUAUCACUUUGCCCAGUCGUUGGGGAGUGUGCUGAAUUUUUUAAAACAGGAGCAGGACAUAGAUUUGCUAGAUCUCCUCAAGUCUUAUUUUGAAGAAGGAAAAGCCAAAGUCUCACUUGAAGGAAAAAAGAACUGAGUUUUGAGUUUAGAUUUUGAGGCAUGAAGAUGCUCGAGGAAAGAAUGUAGAAACUGAACAGAUAGUGCUGUUUUUUUUGUUUUGAUUCUGUUCAUAAGCAUGAAGAUGCUUAAGGAAAGGACUUGGUAGAAACUGAACAGAUUAUGUUGUUUUGUUUGUUUGUGUUCAUUUUUGCUAUGGGAAACAGUCUACGCUGGUUGAUUGUGUUCAUG
This is a messenger RNA of Cuscuta campestris, 1370 nucleotides long. Lineage: Eukaryota; Viridiplantae; Streptophyta; Magnoliopsida; Solanales; Convolvulaceae. The record is from the annotation of a GenBank genome assembly.